CUCACCAUAAACAAUCUUCCCCUAAUAAUAUUCAUUUAAGAAAGUAAAUUAAUAAUUUAAUUCUUUUACAAAACAUAAUCAAAGUAAGAAAAAAGAAGACUCAAUUCUUCAUUUAACUAAAUAAAAUUUACAAAAAUGGAAGAUAAUAUUGUUAUUAUUCGUUCUGAAAAGUCUGACUUGGAAAAAAAUUUAGUCGAAUCUGAGUAAGGAACUGUUGUUGCAUCCAAGAGCAGCUUCAACAAAAAAAACCUUGUCUAUGGUUUGAUAGGAUUACUUAUAUUGUCUGGCACUAUUGCAGGCAUUUUUUUAAUUGUCAAUUGUGAACACAAGGUCGACGCUCUCAAAAUUUCAGUUCCUUCUUAAAACAUUGAAGUCAUAUCUGAAGAAACCAAAUAAGAAGUUCUUAAAGCACCCAAAUAAGGUCCUAAAAAUGAAUAAUACGUUCCUACCACUUUUGAUCUUCGUAUGUAAGCUUCUUCUUUGAAUUGUAAUUAUGAUCGUCCUGAUGAAAUGCUCUGUGUUGGAGGAAACUGGAGUAAUGUUGUAGCUUAAACUAUUUCUAACACUAUCUGCGCUUAAAGCGUUACCGCUUCUGAAAAAGCUCUUUCAAGUCAAUAUCUAUUAAAUUGCUCCAAUUUAUCUGACAAAUGCAAUAUUCUCUCAUCUCGUUAAGAUUUUGAAUCACAACUUGCUUUUGUUGCAAAUACUGGUAUUCCUUCUGCUUCUUGUCUAGCUUAUAACGGUCUUUAAUAUUAAAUUAACCCCAAUUCAUGCGAUGCUAAAUGCACAGAUGGUUCAGAUAUUGUUCUUAAACAAUACUAAUUAGUCUCACUUUGGGAUAGUAAUGAUGAUAUGAAUGCUACUAUUUUGAAUGUUAAGAACCAUCUCUACAACUUUGGUCCCGUUGUAGCUCUCGUUAGACACUCUGCUACUGUUGCUAGAUACGCUGGCUCUACUCCCAACGGUAUCUUUGUUAACGAUCCUACUGACUAAACUAAUUUUGGUUACAGAACUUUCAAGAUUGUUGGCUGGAAUCAAGCUCCUGGUGAUACUCCUUUAUAAUAUUGGAUUAUGGCCAACACUUUCUCAAGCAACUGGGGUAUGAAUGGAUACAUUCGCACAACACUCAAUGAGCCUAUCAUUGAAGGAUAUUAUGGUUAUGUUCCUUAAUGA
Molecule: messenger RNA, 1173 nt
Organism: Tetrahymena thermophila SB210
Lineage: Eukaryota; Ciliophora; Oligohymenophorea; Hymenostomatida; Tetrahymenidae
Product: papain family cysteine protease
Exons: 1
Cellular component (GO): lysosome
Molecular function (GO): cysteine-type endopeptidase activity
Source: RefSeq, a predicted model, not a curated record